CUUUUGACAGAUAAGAUGGGUUCAUCACUAGAUGAAGAAAGCUCACUUGCAGCCAGCGAGGUUGACAUUGUGUCAGCUGUAAAUUCUCUUCAGGUGUCAGACACACCGAGACCAGACGGCAUCCCCGUUUCCUUCUAUAAAGACAACAUUCAGGAUUUAAUUCCACACUUAAAGAUGCUUUAUGAAAGAAUCCACAGAGGUGCGUUUAACUGCUCUGAGAAGCACUUUAAUGAAACUGUGAAAAGUCCACAUGACAAUAGUCAACAAUUCUUUAACGUUGACUACCUCAUCAUUGCAACUAUUCUAGCAAGAAGUUUAGAAGAUGUCAUGGCGUCUCUUCCAAAGGGGAGAAUACUGAAAGAUUCAGCAACUCUUAUGAUCAUUCCCAAAACACAUUAUGCUUUAAUAAGUUUAAGUCAUGUUAAGGAUGAACUGAAACAACAAAAACAGUCCAACCCAACUCUGAGCCAAGAUCUUGUCAUUAUAGAAAACCUUCUCAGUGACGCAAACCAAGAUUUUUCAGUUGAGAAAUACAAAGUGCUGCAUCAGGCCUGCCCUUUGACCACAGAACUCAUUACACUGGCUCUAAAAAGCUAUGGCUCACAGAUAUUUGGACAUUUAGAAAACGUUGGGGUUUUUAUUUUCAAACAAAGUGUGAUAGUUUGCUUUCAACCCGAGGAUCUAGAUAAAGUCAAAGCUACUAUGGAGGACAGUACUAAUGAAUUAUACGAAAUGGAGAUAUUAUCCAGAGGAAAUGAUGAACUUUUACAAUUAAACUGCUUAGGAAAUGAUUGUAAGGAUGAAGAUUUUGAUGAAUGGGACAUGGAGGAAUCUCUGAUUAAUAAAGAAAAUUGUCCUGAUGAAAGGGAUGAUGGUACUGAAAAUAAGUCUAAAAUAUAUCUUAAAGAUGAACCAAUGGAUCUUGAUGUAAGGUCAAUUUCUGCAACACCAGAAGAAGAGAUGAAGAGGAAUACACCUCCACUGCUUCCAGUACCAUCAAGCUCUACAACCUCUUAUGGUACUAAAAGAAAACGAGAUCUUGAAUCAUCUGACUGGAGUAUAGAGACACCACUGACAACAGAUAUGAUCAUGGAAAAAGCAAGACAAAUUCUGCAAAGAAUCAAUAAGUCAGAUCAAAUCGAUAAAGACAGACGGAAGAAGGCAAUCAUAGGGAUUUUUGGAAAAUCGGGACAAGGAAAAAGCUCUCUUUUAAGUGCAAUCUUGGGGAAAAAGGAUCUCUUACCGUCUGGUUGUUUUGGUGCCUGUACAGCUGUUGUUACUCAGGUGGAAGCCAAUAUGACCGACUCCAACUACACAGCAGAGAUCGAAUUCAUCUCUAAAACGGAGUGGGAAGAAGAGCUCAAAGAUAUGGUUGGAGAUCUAAAAGAUGAAAAUGAGGACAGGAAUGAGGACUUUAGUGAAACGGCUGUAGAAAAGAUAACUGCAUUGUAUGGAGCUGAUGCAGACCAGAAAACAUUAGAAGAGCUUCAGGUUGAUGAAAAAUUUGCUGAGAUUAAAAGCUUUUUGUCUCUCCGUAAGAAAAUAAUCUCAAACAGCGAUGUCUCUAAAUUCGCCAGCGAUGUUGGAAGUUUCAUACAACACAGUGCGUCAAAUCCUGGCGGCUGGUUCUGGCCGCUGGUGAAGAGCGUGACCAUCAAGAUACCAGACUGUCAUGAACUCCUGGAGCACAUUGUGCUUGUUGAUCUUCCUGGGACUGGAGACUGCAACAAGAUAAGAAAUGACCUGUGGAAAUCUAAACUGGCAGAGUGCUCUUUUGUGUGGAUUGUAAAUAAUAUCCAGCGAGCGAUCACUGAUAGAGAACCCUGGGGUAUGUUGAAGCACUGCAUUGAAGAACUGGGACCAGGAGGAAAAUGCAAAGGCAUUAACUUCAUCUGCACAAAGACUGAUGACAUGAAUCAACAAGAGUAUAUGAGAUCUAUACGGCUUCCAAAAGACCAAAUCCCAAAAGACAAGGAUCAGAAACGGCCAUGCAUACUUCAUAGAAAUGAACUUGACAAAACAAGGGUCAAAGAAAAGUUUGACAAUUCUGAAAUCAAGAAAAUAUUCAACACUGAAAAUCAGUUUCAAGUUUUUACUGUGAGUUCCAAAGCAUUCUUUGACCAUAAUUUAAAUCUGGAAUCAAGUGAAACAGAAAUCCCAAAGCUGCAGGAUGAUCUGAGGAAUCUUAACAAGAGCAUUAACAGAGAACUGGCCAGAGAUUAUGUCAAUAAAGCAAAGGGAGCAGUGCUCUUAGUCCAAAGUGGCCUGAUGAAAAUAGACAAGAAAAUGAUUGAAAUUAAAGUCAGCGAAUUUAAGAACAACCUAAAGGAGUCACUAGAUGAAUUGGAUGAAUAUUUUGACAGCAUUUAUAAUGAUCUGGAGCGGCAUCUCUCCGAGGGAGUUAAAGAAUCAAUAAAAUCAUGUGUUGCUUCCACAACAGAAUUAAUAACACCCAAUAAAACUAGAAGAGGGUUCCAUAAAGUCCUUGGAGCUUUGUGCAAGAACUACGGAUAUUACUGGUCAAAAAAUCGGGAGGAAUUUCGAGACCUGAACAAGACAUUGGCCAAAAAAAUCCAUAAAUGUAUUUAUAGCGAUUUCUGUCAGAUUUUCCCUGUGGCUGGGAAAACAGGGAAAUCAGUGCAGGAACAGAUUGAUCAGUUCAGUAUCAUCCAGAAUGAUUCUGCUUACCUCAGGUCUGACGUACUUCAUUACAUUCAGAACUUCAUCCAAACCGAGGAAAUCAAACUGAAGGCAGCACUCAACAUAUACAUUGUUGACUCGAAGAAGCAAAUCCACUCAUCAGUACAACUAACAAUUAUGGAAGAAAUGGCUACUUGCUAUAAGCGAGCUGCAGCUGUGAAAGGAACGGGAUCCUUAAAGAGAAUGCAAGACCUCUUAAUAACCACAGUUGAUGAGAAAAAACAAAUCAUGUUCAACAAAGCAAAAAUGGAAAUGCUAAAAAGUCUGACUGACUUAAAGCUGAUGGUGAAGGGGGCUCUUGAAAAACACUUACAGGAAGCAAUAGAACGCUCACAAUCCCAAACCAGCAAAAAGUCAAAGAUGGAUUUCUCCAGAGAGGUUGAGGAGCUUGAGACACUUCUACAGCAACUGUCUGACAAGAAGGAUAGGAGAUCCACGGGUUACAGGAGUUCAAGACAAGAACCUUCAAGACAUCCUGCAAUGGCUCAACAAGGUGCUAAAAGAAAGCGGCAUUCUGAAUCAUGUGACUCAGACACACCACUGACAAUAGAUGUAAGGAUCACAAUGAAGGCAAAGGAAAUCAUGAAAAGAGUCAGAGAUAACUCGACCGACACAAUCUGCAUGCACAAAGACAUCAUUUCAAAGAUAAGUAAAAUGAAUAGUGUUAACAGAAAGAAGAAAACCAUAGGGAUUUUUGGGAAAUCAGGAGAAGGAAAGAGCUUCCUAUUAAGUGCAAUUUUAGGAAAAGAGAAUCUACUGCCGUCUGGUUGUUUUGGUGCCUGUACAGCUGUUAUUACUCAGGUGGAAGCCAAUAUGACCGACUCCAACUACACAGCAGAGAUUGAACUAAUCUCUAAAGAGGAGUGGGAGAAAGAGCUCAGUCAUCUUCAUACAAUUUUAUCAAAUAAAAAUGAGGAUGAGGAAUUGGUUAUAAUUGCAAAAGAAAAGAUCACUGCGCUGUAUGGAGAAGAUGCCUUCAAGAAAACAUUAGAGGAGCUCAAGAAUGACGACAAAUAUGCUGAAAUUAAAACUCAAAAAAUCUCAAAACGUGAUGUCUCUGAAUUUGCAGAUGAGGUUGCACGUUUCAUACAAAACAGUGCAGUACAAACUGGCGGCUGGUUCUGGCCGCUGGUGAAGAGCGUGACCAUCAAGAUACCAGACCGUCGUGAACUCCUGGAGCACAUUGUGCUCGUUGAUAUUCCUGGGACUGGAGACUGCAACAAGACUAGAGAUGACCUGUGGAAAUCUAAACUGAGAGAGUGCUCUUCAGUGUGGAUUGUAAGUAAUAUUAAUCGAGCAAUCACUGACAGAAACCCCUUGGGGUUACUAAAGCACUGCAUUGAAGAACUGGGACCAGGAGGAGAAUGUAAAAACAUCAAAUUUAUCUGUACAAAAACUGAUGACAUAGAUCCAACUGACUUUAAAAGAGAUCCACGGGUUACAGGACUUCAAGACAAGAAACAGAUAAAAAUGUGCAUCCAUCUAAGAAACGAAUGUGCCAAGAAAAGUGUGAAAGAAAAAUUUGAAAAUUCUGAAAUCAAGAAAAGUUUCAGCACUGACAAUGAUUUUCUUCAAGUAUUUACUGUAAGUUCUAAAGCAUUCUUCGACGCCAGUUUAAAUCUGGAAUCUGCUGAAACAGAAAUCCCAAAGCUGCAGGAUGAUCUGAGGAGUCUUAACAAGAGCAUUAACAGAGAACUGGCCAGAGAUUAUGUCAACGAAGCAAAGGGAGUUUUGUCUCUGAUCCAAAGUGUCCAGCUGGAUAAAGACAAGAAAGCGGCUGAAAUGAAAGACAGCAUCAUCAAGGAACUUCGAAAUAAUCUAGAACAGGAACUGAGUAAUCUUGACAGGUAUUUUGUCUGCGUUUAUAAAGUUUUGGAUCAGCGUCUAUCACAGGGAGUGAAAGAAUCAGAGACGCUAUGUGUUGAAUCCACAAAGACAUUAAUAACACCGAUAGCCUAUAACAGCCUUGAAGCUUUGUGCAGAAAGGGUGGAUGCCACUGUCCAAAAAACAAGGAUAUAAUUCUAGACCUGAACAAAACAUUGGCCAAACCCCUGCAUCAGUUCAUUGAUGAUGAUUUCCGUCAGAUUUUUUCUGUGUCUGGAAUAACAGAGAAGUCAGUGUAUGAGCAGCUUGGUGCAUUCACUAUUAUCCAUAGUCACACGGCUUACCCCAGAUCUCCCAUAUGGCCUUACAUUCAUUACUUCAUCAAAUCGGAGGAAACCAAACUAAUCGCUGAGCUCAAAAGAGAAAUUGUUGACAAGAAGAAGGAAGUCUUCUCAUCAAUCCAAAAAACCAUUGAGAACGAAAUGUCUUUUUGCUACAAACAAGCUGCAGCUAUGAAAGGACCAGGAAGCUUGAAGAGAAUGAAAGCUCUGUUACUAAACACGGUCGACGACAUGAAAAAAGACAUGUUUGACAAAGCAAAAACGGAAAUGCUUAAAAAGUGUGAUGAAUUAAAGCUCCACAUAAAGGCUCGUCUUGACAUAGGACUAAAGAGAGCAAUGGAUCUCUCACUGUCACAAAGCAGCACAAGCAAGUCGAUGGAUGUCUCCAGAGAAAUCGAAGAGCUGGAUGGACUUCUAGAGCAACUGUCCGACUGAAGCCCAUUUCCAUCAGAUUCUAUGAUUUUACAACAAAUCAUUCGAUUCUUUCAAAUCUUUACUUUUUUUUAAUUCAAAGUUACUACUAUGCUGUUAUGUUUCUGAUUAUACGUUUGUUUGCUAAUAGAAGUGUUCAUUUGUUUGUUUGUUUUAUCAAAAUAAAAAGGCUUACCCAAAGUGUAUAUUGAUUAAUUGUUGGUUUUUAUCUUUAACUUUUAAAAAAAUAUAGCAAGAACAAUUAAUUUGAAAUUCAUUAAUUGGCAAUUCAUUAGACUGGAAAGUAAUUGCAAAAAUUCUUUUGAAAUACAUGAAAUAAGAAGAAAAUAAGAAAUACUAUUUUUUAUUAAUAAUGACAGCAAAUUAAAUGUUUAGCUUCCUUCACAUAAAGUGCAAAAAAAGAUAUAUUGUACUGUACUGUAUGAAAAAUGUGUUUUUUAUACUGUAAGUUGGGUGGGUGAAAAGAAAUAUCACCCAUCUAUGGCAUCCUCAAAUGGUUAUUGAAUAAACUUUUUUAAUCAUCA
Molecule: messenger RNA, 5822 nt
Organism: Puntigrus tetrazona (Sumatra barb)
Lineage: Eukaryota; Metazoa; Chordata; Actinopteri; Cypriniformes; Cyprinidae
Exons: 37
Coding region: 16-5301 (1761 amino acids)
Molecular function (GO): GTPase activity
Source: RefSeq, a predicted model, not a curated record